UUCUUUCUGGUAUAUAAAUGGAGAUAUGCAACCACUACAUCAACAGUACCACUUCGGAUUGAAGGUAAUUCAAAGGAUAGUAAUUCAAAGGAUAGACACAGGCCAAAAAUGAAAACGAUGCAGGUUUUCCUGGUCAUUGCAUUGGUGUUGUGUACAGGUUGCCAAGCCAACCUAUUCUAUGCUGAUGAGCCCAAGACACAGCUGGAAAAGCUGACUGAUGCAUUCAAGAGUUAUGCUGACCAGGCCACACGCACCGCUGAGGAAACUGUCAAGAAGAUUAGGACUUCCCAACUGGGAGAGGAUAUCAACCAGUACACCACCAACCUGAAGAAAAAGAUGGAUCCUUUGGCUGAAGAUCUGAUGACCAAAAUCACUAAUGGUGCUGACAUGCUGAGGGAGCGCAUAGAAGAGGAAGUGAGCACUGUGAGGUGUGCACUAAAGCCCUACAUUGAAUAUGUCACCAGUCCAUUUCAACGGGGAGCGGAUUACAUAAGAGAGCUGAGUUUUGAGGACCUGAAGGCCACACUGCUCCAGAAGAGUGAGGAGCUAAGAGAGAGCCUGGAGCAGAGCAUGAAGGAGCUGCAGGCUUAGCAAGACCCCUCUACCUGAGAGAAAAGAUGGAUCUUUACACUCAGGACCUUAAGACCCAGCUCAAAGAGCACCUGAGAAAUUUGGAUGAUUUGAUUUGUUUUAUUGUUGGCAUUUUUUUCUAUGAAUUAACAUUUUGAUUCCAAAAAUCAAAUAUAUAAGUGUUCAUGCUUAUUUUAUCCAGCACUAAACACUCAAACAGGCCAAAAUUUUCUCCAAAAAUCAGUAAUGAUGGUCUGUUACCGAAAGCUAGAAGACAAUUACAUAUGCAGAAAACAUAUGAACAUUUUAAUGUAUGUCUAUUUCUGAAUCAUGUACAUUCACAGUUGCAUUGAUUAUUCUUUUCUUCUCCACUUGUAAAAUGUACAAAAUGUAUCUGUUUUAGAAAGUAAUGACAGAGAGAUUUCUUGAAAGAGCUUUUCAUUUUUGUUAUGUGACCACGAGACACCAAUAAUGUUUUAAUGCUAAACUAUAGGCCUAGAUAUAUUCAAAAUGGGAAGCACAAUAAAUUCUCUAGAAAAA
Messenger RNA from Ctenopharyngodon idella (grass carp), 1110 nucleotides. Its product is annotated as apolipoprotein A-I-like. Gene Ontology annotation, molecular function: phospholipid binding; phosphatidylcholine-sterol O-acyltransferase activator activity; cholesterol binding. The coding region runs from base 109 to 591 and encodes 160 amino acids. Gene Ontology annotation, cellular component: chylomicron; blood microparticle; high-density lipoprotein particle. Gene Ontology annotation, biological process: positive regulation of lipid biosynthetic process; lipoprotein metabolic process; triglyceride homeostasis. Lineage: Eukaryota; Metazoa; Chordata; Actinopteri; Cypriniformes; Xenocyprididae. The transcript has 4 exons. The record is from RefSeq and is a predicted model, not a curated record.